AGAUAUUCCAAAUCAUAUGAAAAUAUAUUGAAAUUGUUAUAAAAAUCACAACAAAAAUAAAGUUAAAAUCAAAAUGAAGGCUGAAGAAAAAACUGUCAUACCCAGAGUUCGUAUAGCAGUGAUUGGUAAUGCAGAUGUCGGCAAAUCCGCACUUACAGUACGUUAUCUGACAGGUCGUUUUAUAGGAGAAUAUCGUUCAAAUACAGAUUUGUUAUACAAUAAAACAAUAACAUUGGAGACAGGACUGACGGAAGUUGAAAUUGUUGAUGUUUAUGCCGGAAGUGUUGAUGGUGAUGAGCAUGAAAAUGAAUUUCCCAUGGAACAAGUUUUAUGGUCAGAUGCCUGCAUGAUUGUCUAUAAUAUAACACAACGUGGCAGUUUUGAAUAUGCGGCCAAAUGUUUGGCCGAAUUUAAAUCACUACAGAAUGCACCCACAGCAUAUUUGGUGGGGAAUAAGGCCGAUUUGGAUCAUUUGAGAGAGGUCCACGAAAAAGAAGGUGCUGCUUUAGCGGCUGCCCAUUCGAUUGGCUUCUGUGAAGUUUCGGUAGCCGAGUACACACCCACCCUUUAUAAAGCAUUCGAGAAGCUCAUAAUCGAUUCUAAGGCAAGGCCACAAAAACAAAAUCGUAAAUUUUCGGUUAGUAAAAUGUUGGGCACACUUAUCGGCAAUAAUAGUUAUAAUCAAAAAACCAUGGCCAUUAACCAGGGCACCGUAGUGCCCUGUCACAAAGGAGAACUACACAAGUCGAGAGUUUUAAAAAGACGUCAGGGAUUUACGGCCACUACCAGUCUGUGACCAGCAGCAGCCAAUGAUGGCUGGUAAAUUUAAAAUAUAAACAACAACAACAACAACGUUAAAGCCAAAGAGUUAUAAGACGCCUAAGCAAACAGAAACAGAAUUAAAACAGGAGAUUUUUUUUAAUAGAUGAUCAUAAUUGAUUUUGCAAUUAUGAUUAAGCUAAAUUAGCAUUACUUUUUUUAUAUAGAAAAAUAGCUAUAAGAGUUAUAAAUUUAAAAGAAAAAAUAUUUUGUAAAUUUUUUAUAUUAACAAAUGAGGAAUUGAGAAGUUUUGAGAGGAAAUAUUGAAGGAAUUUAUUAAAGUACUUGGUACUGGCUUAAUUACUUAAUUUAUUUAAUAUUUUGCUAAUUAUUUUGCUUAAUUUUUUUUAAGGCAAACCUACUCUAAUCUUACUCAUUUAAGAUAUUUUGUUUAAGUUAAACUUAUAAAUGGAAAGAAAAAGAUAAUGUUUUUGUUUUCUAAGUUUUAUUAGAAAAUUGGAGAAUAUUUUUUUACCUUAAAAAAGAAGUUAAAAAAUAAUUAAUUUGUAUUUAAAUGGAAUUUUGAAUGAAGAAAAACCGAAAACUGAAAA
Lucilia sericata (common green bottle fly) is the source of this 1370-nucleotide messenger RNA. RefSeq names its product ras-related and estrogen-regulated growth inhibitor-like protein. Lineage: Eukaryota; Metazoa; Arthropoda; Insecta; Diptera; Calliphoridae. Bases 74 to 796 code for a protein of 240 amino acids. The record is from RefSeq and is a predicted model, not a curated record. Gene Ontology annotation, molecular function: GTPase activity; GTP binding. The transcript has 5 exons.